ACAGUGUUGUUGCGGAAGUGCUCUGAGAAACCACCGCACCAUUCACACCACUGUUCAUGUGAGCUGUGUUUCACUGCCCUCACUCAACCUCCGUCUGUAUUUCUUUCAUUUACGACAUAAAAGACAACAUGUCCGCUUUAAAGUACGCAGGUAUGGACGACACGGACAGCGAGGACGAGUUACCCCCGGGAUGGGAGGAGAGGUCCACUAAAGACGGAUGGGUUUACUAUGCCAAUCAUGAUGAAAUGAAGACCCAAUGGGAGCACCCCAAGACUGGAAAGAAAAAGCGUUGUGCUGGAGAUCUACCUUAUGGCUGGGAGCAAGAAACUAAUGAAAAGGGGCAGAUUAUUUAUGUGGAUCACAUCAACAAGAGAAGCACAUUCUUUGACCCACGGCAGGCCUUUACAGUGGAGGAUGUGGUAGUGAAGCCCAAACGCUACGAUGGAAACUCGUCUGCACUGGAGAUCCUACAAGGGCGGGACCUCUCUGACAAAGUGGUCCUCAUCACCGGGGCCAACUCAGGCAUUGGCUUUGAGACGGCCAGGUCCUUCGCUCUGCAUGGGGCCCAUGUGAUCCUCGCGUGUCGAAACCUGACGCGGGGAAACAAGGCAGCCAGCCUCAUCCAGGACGAGUGGCAUAAAGCCCGAGUGGAGACCAUGAUGUGUGACCUGGCCUCUCUGCGCAGUGUCCGCGAGUUCGCCCAAGCAUUCAAGGCCAAAAAACUGCCCCUGCACAUUCUGGUGUGUAACGCAGCUGUGUGCACCCAGCCCUGGAGCCUGACAGAGGAUGGUCUGGAGAGCACCUUCCAGAUCUGCCACCUGGGCCACUUCCUCCUGGUGCAGUGCCUGGAGGAUGUGCUUCGGCGCUCUGCUCCGGCCCGCGUGGUCGUCGUGUCAUCAGAGUCACACAGGUUCACUGGUCUGCUCGACUCCUGCGGUAAAGUCGAUCUGGCCCUGCUCUCACCACCAAAGAAGGACUACUGGUCCAUGCUGGCCUACAACCGAGCCAAACUGUGCAACAUCCUGUUCAGUAAUGAGCUCCACCGCCGCCUGUCCCCCCACGGAGUCACCUGUAACGCACUGCACCCUGGGAACGUCAUGUACACGGCCAUCCACAGGAGCUGGUGGCUUAUGACCUUCCUGUUCACACUGGCCCGGCCCUUCACCAAGUGUAUGCAACAGGGAGCAGCCACCACCGUGUACUGCGCAGUGGCCCCGGAGCUGGAGGGCCUGGGGGGUAUGUACUUCAACAACUGCUUCCGGUGCCUACCCUCUCUCCAGGCCCAGGACGACGGGAGUGCGGCCAGCCUAUGGGAGCUGAGCGAGAGGCUGGUGUCGGAGCGGUGCGGGGGGGUGCAGGCUCUGUGAGGGGACCAUAAGGCUAAACUAAAGACUGGGGGAAGUCUAUGUGUGGAUGGGUAACACUCUAUAAUACAAGGCGUCUACAAAGGAGGUGGUACUUUACAGUGGAGGGGAUAGAAUGUUAGUACCAAAUCAGGGGAGGUAUUUUGUAACUUUCAGUCUUUUCAUUCCUAUUAAGUUGUAUUUAAAGCAACACUACUUAACUUUUAUAGACAUGUAAACUCAUUCACAUAUUUUAAGCUAUGUUCUAAAAAUUUUAACUUGAAGCCUGCAAAAUUAAUUUAUAUUUGGAUUAUAUUAAAACAUGAAAAUUAUGCUUGGGAAGAAUAUAUUUGGCGACGUGCUUUAAAACUGAGGCUUAUAACUUUCCUUUAAAAUACAGGACUAAUUUAUGUUUUAAUUACUACAGCUAAAAUACCCUAUUGUUAGCAAUCCCUGACACGCUAACAUGACAUUAGCAUAGAAUCCAGCUGUAUCUAAUUAAGCUACUGACCCUUUUAUGUCUGGGAAUUUUAAAAUGAAUUAAUUAAACUUAACAUCUCAGUUACAUAGUGUUGCUUUAAAUAAAUGAUUUGUCCAGCUAACAUAUGCAUCUGAUUUAGUGCACUGUAUAUGAUGUGUUCCCUUAGCGAUAGCCUACUUUGCUAAUUUCUUCAAUACUGAAAAAUGCUUGGGCCAUAUUUUGCAAAAUUAUUCUCAGCACAUAAUAAAUAAAGAUUACUAAUGGUGGAUAUAGAAACACUAAAGGUAUGAUUUUUAAGUCUAUGUACAGAAUUCUGCAAUAUGUUGAACAACUCUUUGCAAGGUCCCUAUGUCUUCUCUGUACAAUAUUUACAAAAUCACACAGGGGCGUGGACAUCAGUUUGUGUUUGUUAUGUUUCUAUGGAUUCAUUUACACUUGAAGUAAGAGGUAAGAGUGUCCAUUUUGACAGAUGUAGAGGAAUCCGUGGUCAGUCCAUUGUUAGUGGUAUGAGUGUGAAGGUUGGGUCUCCCUGACGCUUGCAGUGGGAUUGUGCUUUGUGGCAGUCCGGGUGCCGCGGGUGGAGGUUCUGGUGAAAUCUGUGGAGACACAAAUGGAGAAUUGUUUAAUAAAAAUAUUUUGCAC
Periophthalmus magnuspinnatus is the source of this 2466-nucleotide messenger RNA. It is a transcript of the gene wwox, whose product is annotated as WW domain containing oxidoreductase. Gene Ontology annotation, biological process: hippo signaling; positive regulation of transcription by RNA polymerase II. The coding region runs from base 129 to 1367 and encodes 412 amino acids. Gene Ontology annotation, cellular component: nucleus; cytoplasm. The record is from RefSeq and is a predicted model, not a curated record. Lineage: Eukaryota; Metazoa; Chordata; Actinopteri; Gobiiformes; Gobiidae. Gene Ontology annotation, molecular function: transcription coactivator activity; protein binding. The transcript is spliced from 9 exons.